Mobula hypostoma (lesser devil ray) is the source of this 6030-nucleotide messenger RNA. It is a transcript of the gene rnf141, whose product is annotated as ring finger protein 141. Gene Ontology annotation, biological process: protein autoubiquitination. Lineage: Eukaryota; Metazoa; Chordata; Chondrichthyes; Myliobatiformes; Myliobatidae. The record is from RefSeq and is a predicted model, not a curated record. Bases 205 to 888 code for a protein of 227 amino acids. The transcript has 6 exons. Gene Ontology annotation, molecular function: ubiquitin-protein transferase activity; metal ion binding.
CCCUCAGUGACGUUUGAGUUGCGCAUGUCUUCGCUUCUCAGUGUCGUUGGAGCUGCGCGCGUCCCCGCGCAGGAAUCGGGAGCGUGCGAAGCGGCGGGAUCCGAGCGGAGGGGAGCGCGGCCUGGCGCGGGCCCGGCAGACACAAGUUUACGGAUGAGCCAGCAGUAGAGCUCUCUGGCCAAGCCACCCAUUACUCACCUGAUAAUGGGGCAACACAUCUCUAACCAAGGCCCGACGGUGUUGAAUAAGCUACCAGACAGGGUGAUGAAGCAUGCUUCCCUGAUGAGAGAGAGUGGCUUCCUGACCUAUGAAGAGUUUCUGGCCAGAGUGGCAGAGCUUAACGAGAUUACAGAGAAGUUGGCUGCAGGACAAGAGAAGUACUUAUUGUUUGAAGUUCAGCCAGGAUCUGACACCUCGGCCUUUUGGAAAGUCAUCGUUCGCAUUGUUAGCUCAAAGAUUAACAAAACUACAGGAAUUAUUGAAGCAUCUCGAAUUCUAAAUCUCUAUCAGUUCACUCAGCUGUAUCGGGAGAUCAGCAUGCAGGCAGGCAGUGUAUUCGGCCAAAGCAGCAUCUCUGAAGACAUGGCCACAGAUGGAUCAUCGUGCCAGGCUAGUAUCUGGCUUGGCAGGAUUAAGGAGAUGACUGAUGAGGAAGAGUGCUGUAUCUGUAUGGAUGGCCGGGCAGACCUCAUUCUCCCCUGUGCUCACAGCUUCUGCCAGAAGUGCAUCGACAAAUGGAGUGAUCACAACCGGAACUGCCCGAUUUGCCGACUGCAGGUGAAAGAGGCCGGCGACUCCUGGGUGGUAUCUGAUGCCCCAACCGAAGAAGAUGUUGCGAGCUACAUCCUCAAAAUAGCGGAUGAGGCCGGGCAUCCCCACAAGCCUUAAGACUCGCAGGAGCUGUGUGCCCCACAGACUACUUUGCAACUGGUCGUCUUCCUCUUAAGUCCAUGGCACUUACUGGGGCACAGGCUGACAACAGCAGCUCGCCAGAGUCCUCUGUCCUGGGCUGAAGGUUGAUCGCCCUGUGGCUACUUCAUAUGUCUUCUCGGUGAAGAUCUUUCGUCUCCCGGGGAUGAGGUCUUGGGAGCUUCUGUAGCUCUGGGAUUUUACCGGAUGGGGUUACUAGCCCAUGCCCAACUUUCCUACUUUCGCAGCCGGGCUUGGGACUGACCAUGGAGUUUACAACUAGUUUCUUCUACACAUAAAUCAUCUAUCAUGGACUCUGAGCCCUGGGGCCUUUGUAUAUUGGAUCACUUUUGAUUUUUUUGACUGGACAGUUUGAUUGUGAGCUAAAGCAAAUUACAGGCUGGCUGCAAAUUUCUGUUGUGCUUUGGUAGAGACUGACGGUUUGGCAAACAUGCAUUGUGUCCAACGUGACAAGGCCUCCCCUGGCACUCCCUAUUAUUUUACUUGUUCUUCAAUAAGCGUCACCACGUGACUUCAUGUGAAUAGAUAAGAUAUAUUAAUCUCCUGAAAACAAAGCUGUUAAUCCUGUAUUUGUGCUUGAGUUAAUCAUUGCAGUGAGAUUCAAUUACUGGGCUGUGAUUUUCCUAGCUGAGAUAAAACGGUACAAUACAGGAACAGGCCCUUCGGCCCACAGUGUUGUGCUGAACCAAAUAAUUAGUAAUCAAAUGGCCAACUAAACUAAUCUCUUCUCUGGCUACACAAUGUCCAGAUCCCUCUAUUUUCCUCACAUUCAUGUGUGUAUCUAGAUGUCCCUAAUGUAUCUGCCUCUACCACCACCCCAGGCCUCUCCUUUGAAAUUAUCCACUCUCAUCUUAAAUGCAUGCCCUCUGGUAUUAGACAUUUCAACCCUGGGGAAAAAAUACUGUCUGUCUACUCUAUCUCUGCUUCUCAUAAUCUUAUAAACUCCCUAUUAGAUCUCCCCUCAGCCUCCGCCACUCAGAGAACACGACUCAAGUCUGUCCAACUUUUGUAAUCAAGGCAGCAUCCUGGUAAACCUCUCCUGCACCUUUUCCAAAGCCUUGACAUCCUUCCUAUAAUGGGGAGACCAGAACAUUGAGACAUUGGAGACCCGUGGUUGGAAUUAACUGAAGCAGAACAGAAGGCAGUGGUGAUUUAACAGCUGAUUAUGCGGAAUGCAUUGUAAAUGAUGCUUUCGAAAGACUUGCUGCUUCUGGCAGGGUGCUGCUAGAUUUUCCUAAACGUAGGUCAGCUAGCACUGUGUCUUGUGACAGUAAUUAGUGAGGGGCUGAUUCUCCGAGGAAGCUGCGAGUGACAGUGAAUAAUUCAGGACUGUUUAAUGUCAUUUCCUAUGCACAAAUGUAAAGGGGAACAAAAUAAUUGUUACUCCGAAUCCGAUGCAGCAUAAAAAAAAUCACAAGCUACAGAACACAAUUUAAAAAAACACAAUAUACAUAAAUACAUAAGAUAGCUUAUGCACAUUGAUUGUCUGUCCAUAAAGUGAUGCUGGGCACAGGAGUGCCUGUAGAUAAGGUGACUCUGAGAGGAAUGAUAAAGUAGUGAUGUUUGGGGGUGUGGAGGGGUGGGUUAGUGGGUGGUGUUGAUCAGCCUUGCUGCUUGGAGAAAGUAACUGUUUUUGAGUCUGGUGUUCCUGGUGUGGAUGCACCGUAGCCUCUCCCUGAUGGGAGUGGGACAACAGUCCGUGAGCAGGGUGGGUGUAGCCUUUAGCCUCUGACAGUAAGCAGCUUUGGUUUGACAUUUACGGCCACACUUACUUCUACAUAGCAGUCGUUGCAAAAGGAAAACUUAGAAUUAUUUACUCCCAUUUGUGUCAGUGCUUUAAUGACUUUGCAUUUUUGAAAAACAAUGUUGCCUUUCAAAGUUCAAAGUAAAUUUAUCAUCAAAGUACAUGUAUGUCACCAUGUACAACUGUGAGAUUCAUUUUCUUGCAGGCAUUCACAGUAAAUACAAAGAAACACAAUCGAAUCAAUGAAAAUACACAAAGAUGGACAAACAAACUGUGCAAAAGAUGACAUUGUGCAAAUACAAAAUGAAAAAUAUAACAAAAUUGAUUAAUAAGUAUAAAUAGUCAAAUUGCACAAAUACUAUAAAAGAAAACCACUAAUAAUAAAUAUUGGGGAUAUGAGUUGUAAAAUCCUUGAAAAAGAGUCAAAUCGGUGAAACGUUCAGCUUUAACAUGUAAGAAUAAAUUUAUAAAAUGAUUCAAAUACCUGCAAAACCUACCAAAUCAAAUCUUUGUUCAUCACAGGCCAUGUCGAGAUUUACUGCUACACAACAUCCGUCAUCUCUUUCCAAAUUCCUUUACACUAGAACUUCCUCUGUACCCAAGCCCUCAUAAGCCACUUUAUUAAUUGCUUUGUAAAACUGGAACAUAAUGUUUCUACAAGCAGACUGUAGGCAGGCCGUUGAAGUCCCUGUUUUAAAUGCUCAGUGAUUCUGAUGUUCUGGUUUCCAAAGACAGAACAUUGUAGUGCAGAAACAGGCCCUUCAGCUCAUCUUGUCCGUGCUAAAAGCGACCUGCACCCUGACCAUAGCCUUCCAUACCCCUCUCAUCCCUGUAUCUAUCCAAAUUUCUCUAAAUGUUGAAAUAAACCCUCAUCCACCACUUACACUGGCAGCUUGUUCCACACUCUCACUAUCCUCUGAGUGAAAAAGUUCCCCUUAGAUAUUUCAUCUUAACCCUUGACCUCUAGUUCGAGUCUGAAACAAACUCGGUGGAAAAAGCCUGCUUGCAUUUACCUUACCUCAGUCAAAUCUCCUGUCAAUCCUCUACAUUCUAGGGAAUAGUCCUAACCUGUUCAACCUCUCCCUUCUGGUGAGGAAGAGGGACUGUGCACGGCCCCGUCAGUAUGUGGAGCACAGUGCAUAAACAAGUAGCAAUGAAAGAUUUUGCCUCUUGCCUUCUGAGAACAUAUUUAAGGGCUUGUCAUCUGGGUUGUUUGUUCUUGUUAGUGCAGCCUUCUCAGCCACCUUGGUGGUUGUCUGUUGUAUCCAAUGAUGACAGGAAACCUGUGCAGGAGUGUUUAAAGUGGAAAAGCCACUGCGCUGGGGCAGUUCCCCUCUCUCGGACUUCGGAAGUCCAGGUCUAGUGGUACGAGUAGUUGUCACAAGUGGGGGCUUCCUUGGUUGCAGUGGGUGACCAUGAGUUAAUUGAAUUGACUUUAUGUCUUUCAUCCUUCACAUACUUGAGGAGUAAAAAUCUUUACAGUAUAUCUCCGUCUGUGCAAUUUGCAAAUUAUAGUGUGCUUUGUCAUGCCUUUCGCUCUCCACGUACUGCCUUCCUGACGGUUGGAUCUCACUGUACAUCUCAUCCACGCAGUCCAGCAUAGCUGACAUUGCGUGCUACUAUGGGCACGUCCCUACCUCACUGGGGUAUGAGGCAGCUGGCUACCAUCUCCUGGUUCAGCAUGCUUGUUGAAGCGGUGUACUGGGGUGUGGCUGCUAUCGUAUGCAAACAGCUACUAGGAGCCACAGGUGAGAGCUGAGAGUCUGGUGGAGACCAAAGGAGAGUGGACACUACAAACCCCUUCACUGUAAGUGCUGCCCCUCCCUGGAUGUUCCAUGCACCCUUGUACUUGUGGUCAGUCACCUUGACUAAUUUGCUAACUACUUUUGUUGGAACUAGAGCUAACAAAUUAAUCUGAAGAUCUUUAGUAACCAAGUGUUCAUUUGCUGAGAUUCAAAGCUGGUUUGAGCCUAUUUAAUUGCAUGAUAGUGAAGUUAAUGACUACUAAUGAUGUCAGUAUUUCUGAUAGUGAUGAUGAAGUUUUAUUGUUGAAUAAUGUGCAUCUAUUUGCAUUACCUUGCAGGAAGAACUUGCCACACUUUGAAAGUUCUGGACAGUACUUUGCUUUACUGGUGAAAUUAUUUUUUUAAUUAGUUUUGUUGGUUGGAUGUAACUCAAUAAAAGAUUUUUUCAUUAGCUUCAUGUUUCAGAAAAGGGAGAGAACACUGAUUACCAACUCGGUCACUGCGCCUUUUCAUCAACACACCCAGCUCUCCUCUGUGUCUCUGUCAACUAACCUGUGAUCAUUGCUUGGUGGGCAGUGGGCAAAGCCUUUCUAUGUGCAUGUUCUUGUAUCUGAAGGAGAGCCUUCAUCGGUGUUGCCCAUGCAGCAGGCUCCCUUCUCCAGGCAGCUGAUGAAUCCAAACGAACAGCAGAGAAUGAUACGGUUUGGCAUCAGCAGCGUUGCAGGAGUUGUCAGUCAGCGUUGAACUCAAUGUAGGUUUGUCUUAACUUCUCCAGCUCUGGAUUUUUCCUCCAGAUUUACUCUCAAAAUCUUCCUCAUAAGCGGCUAUAACCACAAAGCAGCAGAGGUUUGAGAUCAGCGUUUUCCUCCCCCAAGAUGAGCUGUCAACAAGCCCCAUCUGCCCAAAGUGAAUAGUUUUAAGAUGCCAGUAACCCACCCUUGCCCUUUCUCCUGUCAGUAGAAACAACUCUAUUUAGCUUAGUAAGUAGAUAAGCCCCACGUGAAGUCCAGGAGCUGGGCUUGGUUGACAGAGCCUAUUUGAGACGUACAUCAUUGGGUGCAUUUAAAAGAGAGUGCGAGCUUAUCCCCACAACCCCUCCUCCCCCCAGCUGUGACGACCUGAAGUAUCCAAUGUGUUGGUAUGUAACUAAUAAAACCGGCCUUUCCCUUUGUGCAUGCUACUCCCAUUAAUCUUAUCGUCUGUCCAGGCUCUGUAUGGAAAUCGAUGGUGGUACGUGGUUUCAUGGUAUAACCUUUGAGGUGCAAGUUCUGUCUGUACAAGCUUCGGUUGGAGAUGAUGUCUUUGGGCCUGUAGUGUACUCGCUGGAGUUUAGAGUAAUGAGAGUGUUUCUCAUUGAAACCUACCAAAUAUUAAAAGAGCUACAUAGAGUGGAUGUGGAAAGGAUGUUUCUUAUAGUGGGGGAAUUUAGGACCAGAGGGCACAGCCUCAGAGUAGAGGGGUGUCCAUUUAGAACAGAGAUGAGAGUGAAUUAGAAUAUGAGUAAGAGGGUGGUGAAUCAUUGCCAUGGAUGGCUGUGGAGACCAAGUCAUUGGGUAUAUUGAUCUCAGAAGUUCAUAGGUUCUUGAUUAGAAAGUAGGUCAAAGUUUAUAG